AUGCCCCGAGCACCGCGGCACGGCGUUCCCAUACGGCGGAGCCCAACCACCCUGUCGCCAAGCACAGCAUGCCCCGCACUGGCGGUCAAAGCACAACUGGUCCCAGCACCACAGGGCCAACAACCUUGUCGCCCACCACGCGAGACCCGAACCGAAGCGCCAAUCCCAAGCACUUCAAGCCCCAGCACCCUGGCUCCGCCGUCUCCCCGUUGGCGAGCCCAGUGCGGCGCCCACCACGCUGUCCCCCACAACCCUGGUCCGACAACCGUGAGUCCGAGCACCACAGUUCCUUCCACUCAGAGCCCAAGCACCGGCAGUCCCUCCACCGAGAAGUCCGAGCACUGGAAUCCCAACUACCUUGUCACGAGCACCGGGUCCCAACACGGCCAGCCCCAGCCCGGCGUCCCAACGACGGAUGCCCCGAGCACCGCGGGUCCGACAACGGAUAGCCCCAGCACGCUGAGCCCGAGCACUGAUGGUCCAACAACGGAUAGCCCCAGUACAGCGGAGCCCAAGCACUGCAGGCCCCACUACGCUUUCGCCCAGCACGGCUGUUCCCAGUACGGGGAUGCCCACAACCCUGUCGCCAAGCACAGCAAGCCCCAGCACUGGCGGUCCAAGCACACUGGUCCCAGCACCACAGGGCCAACCACCUUGUCGCCCACCACGUUCCUCCACGCAGAGCCCAAGCACCGGCGUCCCUCCACCGAGAGUCCGAGCACUGGACCAACUACCUGUCACGAGCACCGGGUCCCAACAACGGCCAGCCCCAGCACCGGAGUCCCAACGACGGAUGCCCCGAGCACCGCGGGUCCGACAACGGAUAGCCCCAGCACGCUGAGCCCGAGCACUGAUGGUCCAACAACGGAUAGCCCCAGUACAGCGAGCCCAGCACUGCAGGCCCCACUACGCUUUCGCCCAGCACGGCUGUUCCCAGUACGGGGAUGCCCACAACCCUGUCGCCAGACGCAGGCCCCAGCACUCGUCCGACACCACGGCCAGCACUGGUCCCAGCACACAGGGAACCCACUCUUGUCGCCCAACUUGAGCCCCACCAGCGCCAUCCCAAGCACUUCAAGCCCCAGCACCCUGGCUCCCACCGUUCCCGUUGGCGAGCCCAGUGCGGCGCCAACCACGCUGUCCCCAACAACCCUUGGUCCGACAACCGUGAGUCCGAGCACCACGGUCCCUCCACUCAGAGCCCAAGCACAGGCAUCCCUCCACCGAGAGUCCGAGCACUGGAAUCCCAACUACCUUGUCACCGAGCACCGGGGUCCCAACAACGGCCAGCCCCAGCCACCGGAGUCCCAACGACGGAUGCCCCGAGCACGCGCGGGUCCAACAACGGAUGGCCCCAGCACGCUGACCCGAGCACUGAUGGUCCAACAACGGAUAGCCCCAGUACAGCGAGCCCAGCACUGCAGGCCCCACUACGCUUUCGCCCAGCACGGCUGUUCCCAGUACGGGGAUGCCCACAACCUGUCGCCAAGCACAGCAAGCCCAGCACUGGCGGUCCAAGCACGACUGGUCCCAGCACCACAGGGCCAACCACCUUGUCGCCCACCACGGUGA
Seminavis robusta is the source of this 1572-nucleotide messenger RNA. Lineage: Eukaryota; Bacillariophyta; Bacillariophyceae; Naviculales; Naviculaceae. The record is from the annotation of a GenBank genome assembly.